GAUGGCGGCGCGGGGCCAGGGGCCGCUGCUACUCCUGCUCGCUCUCUCGGCGCUGGGCCCCGCCGCCGCAGCGUCCAAGCUCAACAUCCCGAAAGUGCUGCUUCCCUUCACGCGUGCCACGCGCGUCAACUUCACGCUGGAGGCCUCAGAAGGCUGCUACCGCUGGUCGUCGACCCGUCCGGAGGUGGCCAGCAUUGAGCCGGUGGACUUGGAUGAGCAGCAGUGCUCCCAGAAGGCAGUGGUGCAGGCGCGCCUGUCCCAGCCCACCCGCUUGACCAGUAUCAUCUUCGCAGAGGACAUCACUACUGGGCAGGUUCUGCGCUGUGAUGCCAUUGUUGACCUCAUUCAUGGCAUUCAGAUUGUCUCCACCACCAGGGAGCUCUACCUCGAAGACUCGCCCCUGGAGCUGAAGAUCCAGGCCCUGGACUCUGAAGGGAACACAUUCAGCACCCUGGCCGGACUGGUCUUUGACUGGACCAUUGUGAAGGACACAGAAGCAGAUGGAUUCUCAGACUCACACAAUUCCCUGCGAAUUCUCACUUUCUUGGAGUCAACAUACAUUCCUCCUACCUAUAUCACUGAGAUGGAGAAGGUGGCCAAGCAAGGGGACACUAUCCUGGUGUCUGGCAUGAAGACUGGAAGUUCCAAACUGAAGGCACGCAUUCAGGAGGGUGUCUACAAGAAUGUUCAUCCUGCAGAAGUCAGGCUGUUGAUCUUGGAGAACAUCCUACUGAACCCAGCGUAUGAUAUCUACCUGAUGGUGGGGACCUCCAUUCGCUACAAGGUGCAGAAAAUCAGGCAAGGAAAGAUCACAGAGCUUGCAAUGCCCUCCGACCAGUAUGAACUGCAGCUUCAGAACAAUGUCCUGAGUGCUGAGGGAGACCCUGCUCGGCCUGUUGCUGUCUUGGCCCAGGAGACUUCCACCGUCACCGCAAUGCAGCUGGGACACAGCAGCCUUGUACUCAGCCACAGGAGUAUUCGCAUGCAAGGGGCAUCCAGGUUACCUAAUAGUACGAUUUACGUGGUUGAACCUGGAUACCUGGGGUUUACGAUUCACCCUGGGGAUCGGUGGGUGCUUGAGACGGGCCGCCUAUAUGAGGUGACCAUCGAUGUAUUUGAUAAGUCCAGCAACAAGGUCUACUUGUCAGAUAACAUCCGAAUUGAAACGGUGCUUCCUGCUGAGUAUUUUGAAGUACUGUCAUCCUCCCAGAAUGGGUCGUACCAUCACAUCAGAGCCAUAAAGAGGGGCCAAACGACCAUCGACGCGACCCUCACUUCUGUGGUGGACCAGGAUGGAGGGGUCCACAUAUUACAGGUGCCUGUGUGGAAUCAGCAGGAGGUGGAAAUUCACAUCCCUAUCACCCUUUUCCCGAGCAUCUUGACAUUUCCAUGGCAACCGAAGACAGGUGCCUACCAGUAUACAAUACAGGCCCAUGGGGGCAGCGGGAACUUCAGCUGGUCUUCGUCAAGCUCUUUGAUCGCCACCGUCACUGUGAAGGGUGUGAUGACCACAGGCAGUGACACUGGACUCAGUGUGAUCCAGGCGCAUGAUGUGCAGAAUCUGCUCCAUUACGGCGAGAUGAAGGUGUAUGUGAUUGAGCCCAGCAGCAUGGAGUUCACCUCGUGUCCAGUGGAGGCUCGAGUAGGCCAGACUCUGGAGCUGCCCCUGAGGAUUAGUGGUCUUAUGCCUGGCGGAACCAAUGAGGUGGUCACUCUGAGCGACUGCUCCCAUUUCGACUUGGUGGUGGAAGUGGAAAACCAGGGUGUGUUCCAGCCGCUCCCAGGGAGGCUCAAGCCAGGGGCUGAGCACUGCAGUGGGGUCAAGGUGCGAGCAGAAACCCAGGGCUACACCACGCUUCUCGUGAGCUACAGGCAUAACCACAUCCACUUGAGUGCCAAGAUCACCAUUGCCGCCUAUCUGCCCCUCAAGGCUGUGGACCCCUCCUCUGUUGCCCUGGUGACCCUGGGAUCCUCAAAGGAGAUGCUGUUUGAAGGAGGUCCCAGACCUUGGGUCCUUGAGCCUUCCAAGUUCUUCCAGAACGUCACCUCUGAGGACAUGGACAGCAUUACUCUGGCGCUCUUUGGCCCCCCUGCCUCCCGGAAUUACCAGCAACACUGGGUCGUUGUGACGUGCCAGGCCUUGGGUGAGCAGGUCAUUGCUCUCUCCGUGGGAAACAAGCCUAGCAUCACCAACCCCUUCCCUGCAGUGGAACCUGCUGUGGUGAAGUUUGUCUGUGCCCCACCGUCCAGGCUCACCCUCAUGCCUAUCUAUGCCAGUCCCCAGCUGGACCUGUCCUGCCCACUGCUGCAGCAGAAUAAGCAGGUGGUCCCAGUCUCCAACCACCGCAACCCUCUGCUCAACCUGGCUGCCUAUGACCAGCAGGGACGCAGAUUCGACAACUUCAGUUCACUGAGCAUCCAGUGGGAGUCCACCAGGCCACAGCUGGCCAGCAUCGAACAUAACCUGCCCAUGCAGCUGGUGUCCCAGGAUGAUGGGAGCGGCCAGAAGAAAUUGCAUGGUUUGCAGGCCAUCUCAGUGCAUGAGGCUUCGGGAACCACAGCCAUCUCUGCCACUGUGACGGGCUACCAGCAGGCUCACCUCAGCGCAGCCAGGGCCAAGCAACCGUAUGAUUCUCUCGUGCCGGUGUCAGCCUCCAUCGAGCUGAUUCUGGUGGAGGACGUGAGAGUGAGUCCAGAGGAAGUGACCAUCUAUAACCAUCCUGGAGUCCAGGUAGAACUCCACAUCAGAGAUGGCUCUGGCUACUUCUUCCUCAACACCAGCAUCGCAGACAUUGUCAAGGUGACCUACCAGGAGGCCAAGGGCAUCGCCACGAUACAUCCUCUGCUGCCGGGUACGCUCACCGUCAUGGUCCACGAUCUGUGUUUGGCUUUCCCUGCCCCGGCCACGACCGAAGUCUCCGUCUCAGACAUACAGGAACUAUACGUCCGGGUGGUUGACAAGGUGGAGAUUGGGAAGACCGUCAAGGCCUAUGUCCGUGUGCUGGACUUUUACAAGAAGCCAUUCCUGGCCAAGUACUUCGCCUUCAUGGACCUGAAGCUUCGAACAGCCUCCCAGAUUGUCACAUUGGUGGCCCUUGAUGAAGCCCUCGACUACUACACUGCCACGUUCCUGGUUCAUGGUGUGGCCAUUGGCCAGACUAGCCUGACUGCAACCGUGACCGAUAAAACCGGACAGAGAAUCAACUCAGCCCCACAGCAGAUUGAGGUGUUCCCCCCAUUCAGGCUGAUACCCAGGAAGGUGACCCUAAUCAUCGGGGCCACAAUGCAGGUCACCUCAGAGGGUGGCCCCCAGCCUCAGUCCAACAUCCUGUUCUCCGUCAGUGACAAGAGUGUGGCCUCAGUGAGCAGUACUGGGCUGGUACAGGGUCUCGCCGUGGGCAAUGGCACCGUCUCAGGCGUCGUGCGGGCUGUGGAUGCCGAGACAGGCAAGGUCAUCAUAGUGUCUCAGGAUCGUGUGGAGGUGGAGGUGCUGCUUCUCCAGGCGGUGCGGAUCCGAGCCCCCAUCACACGGAUGAGAACAGGGACCCAGAUGCCUGUCUACGUCACUGGGAUCACCAGAAGCCAGAACCCUUUUUCAUUUGGCAACGCUGUGCCAGGCCUGACCUUCCACUGGUCUGUCACCAAACGUGACAUCCUGGACCUCCGAGGUCGGCAUCAUGAGGCAAUGCUCCAGCUCCCUUCACAGUACAACUUUGCCAUGAAUGUGCAUGGCCGAGUGAAAGGCCGGACCGGACUGAAGGUGGUGGUCAAAGCUCUGGACCCCACAGCUGGGCAGCUGCACAACCUUGCCAAGGAGCUGUCUGAUGAGAUCCAAAUACAGGUAUUUGAAAAGCUGCUGCUGCUGAACCCUGAAAUAGAAACAGAACAAAUAUUAAUGUCACCCAACUCAUUUAUAAAGCUCCAGACAAACAGGGAUGGUGCAGCGUCACUAAGCUACCGCGUUCUGGAAGGGCCCGAGAAAGUUCCUGUCGUGCACAUUGAUGACAAAGGUUUCUUGGUAUCGGGAUCCAUGAUUGGCACAUCCACAGUUGAAGUGAUUGCGCAAGAACCUUUUGGGGCCAACCAGACCAUCAUUGUGGCUGUAAAGGUGUCCCCUGUUUCUUACCUGAGGAUAUCCAUGAGCCCUGUCCUACACACCCACAGCAAGGAGGCUCUGGCGGCCCUGCCUUUGGGAAUGACCAUGACCUUCACCGUCUACUUCCACGAUAAUUCUGGAGACAUCUUCCAUGCUCACAAUUCAGUCCUCAACUUUGCAACUACCAGAGACGACUUUGUGCAGAUUGGGAAGGGACCCAACAACAACACGUGUGUCAUCCGGACCAUCAGCGUCGGCCUGACACUGCUCCGCGUGUGGGACGUGGAACACAUAGGCCUUGCUGACUUUGUCCCAUUGCCUGUGCUGCAGGCCAUCUCCCCAGAGCUGUCUGGAGCUGUUUGGGUGGGGGACAUCCUCUGCCUGACCACCACACUCACCAGCCUAGAAGGCCUCUCGGGAACCUGGAGCUCCUCAGCCAACAGCAUUCUCCACAUCGACCCCAAGACAGGUGUGGCCAUGGCCAGGGAUGUGGGAUCUGUGACUGUUUACUAUGAGGUGGCCGGACAUCUCCGAACCUACAAGGAGGUCACAGUCAGUGUCCCUGCGAGGAUCGUGGCCCGUCAUGUCCAGACUCGCUCCCCAGAGGUCACAGCCUCCAGAGUCACCAUCGCCCUGGGAGACAGAAGUUCUAACCUCAGAGGAGACUGCUCUCCUGCCCAGAUGGAAGUCAUCAAGAGUCUGCACCCAGAGUCCCUCAUCAGCUGCCAGCUCCAAUUCAAGCAUGACGUCUUUGACUUCUCAGCACAGGACAUCUUCACUGUGGAGCCCGGCUUUGAUGCAGCCCAGGGCCAGUACCUCUGCACCAUCGUGAUGCGCAGACUGGCAGAGAAGCAGCGGAAGCACCUCAGCAUGAAAAAGACAGCUCUGGUGGUCAGGGCCUCCCUGCCUAGCCGCUUCUCUGGAGAGCAGCUGUCAGCCGAGGUGCCCUUCAAUCCAGGACUCUACACUGACCAGGCAGAAAUACUGUUGAGCAACCACUACACCAGCUCCGAGGUCAAGGUCUUUGGUGCUGCAGAGAUCCUGGAGAACCUGGAGGUAAAGUCUGGCUCCCCUGCUGUGCUGGCCUACGUGAAGGAGAAGUCUUUCGGACUGCCCAGCUUUGUCACAUACACAGUCAGCAUCUCCGACCCUGCAGCAGGCAGCCAGGGGCCCCUGUCUACUGCCCUGACCUUUGCCAGCCCCAUGACCAACCAAGCCCUCAGCCUUCCAGUCACCGUGGCCUUCGUGAUGGAUCGCCGUGGGCCGGGUCCUCAUGGGGCCAGCCUCUUCCAGCAUUUCCUGGACUCCUACCAAGUCAUGUUCUUCACUCUGUUUGCCCUUCUGGCUGGGACCGCUGUCAUGAUUAUAGCCUACCACACGGUCUGCACCCCCCGAGAGCUCACCAUCACAUCAGCCUUCACCCCCAGAGCCAGCCCUCGGCACAGCCCCAACUAUUUUGCUGCUUCAUCACCAUCGUCUUACAACGCACUUCCUGCUGGUCGCAAAGCCAGCCCUCCCUCAGGGCUAUGGAGCCCAGCCUACGCCUCCCAUUAG
Molecule: messenger RNA, 5650 nt
Organism: Chrysochloris asiatica (Cape golden mole)
Lineage: Eukaryota; Metazoa; Chordata; Mammalia; Afrosoricida; Chrysochloridae
Gene: NUP210
Product: nucleoporin 210kDa
Exons: 40
Coding region: 2-5650 (1882 amino acids)
Cellular component (GO): nuclear pore
Source: RefSeq, a predicted model, not a curated record